ACAAACACCUUGUUUUUUUUAUUCUUCUUCCAAUCUCAAAAUGAGUUCACAAGUUGACUCCUUAUGGCUCUUUGCUUUAGCCUCAAAAUACAACCAACUAACUAUAACCAACCUAUUUUCCUCAUUUGUUCUCCUAACCCUAACAUGGCUAGCCAUGAGCCUAUUUUAUUGGGCCCACCAAGGGGGUCCAGCAUGGGGAAAGUACUCAUGGACCCACUUAUGUCAUUGGGCUAAAAAGCCCAUUCCAGGUCCAAAUGGUUGGCCUAUCCUCGGAAGCAUUAGCCUUAAAAUGGGCUUGGCCCAUCAAAAAAUCACCUUAAUGGCGGAGCAUUAUAAUUCUAAGAGGCUAAUGGCCUUUAGUGUCGGUAACACUCGUAUGAUUGUAACAUGUAAUCCCGAUGUUGCUAAAGAGAUUUUGAACAGUUCCGUCUUUGUUGACCGACCUGAUCAAGAAUCUGCAUACGGCUUAAUGUUCAAUAGAUCAAUCGGGUUUGCCCCAUAUGGGUCCUACUGGCGGACCCUCCGUCGGAUUGCUGGGACCCACAUGUUCAGCCCUAAACAAAUUAAAGCCUAUGAGGCCCAAAGAAAUGACAUACGUUGCCAAAUGAUUAAAACUAUAUGGGCCCAAAAUGGGCCAUUUCAUGCUAAAGAAGUUUUGAGAUGGGCUUCUUUAAGUAACAUGAUGGGCUCUGUUUUUGGAGAUAUAAAUAUAGAAAAUAAUGAGUUGAAAGAAAUGGUUGAAGAAGGGUAUGAUUUGCUUGGUAUACUUAAUUUAGGUGAUCAUCUUUCUUGGCUUUCUGAUUUUGACUUUCAAAAUAUCCGGUUUAGAUGCUCUCAACUUGUUCCUAAAGUCAACCGGUUCGUUGGCCGGAUAAUUGAAGAGCACCGGUCUGAACCGGUUCAUUUGAACCGGGACUUUGUUGACGUUUUGUUGUCUCUCCAACAAAAGGAUAAACUUUCGGAUUCUGAUAUCAUUGCUAUUCUUUGGGAAAUGAUAUUCAGGGGGACAGAUUCCAUAUCAGUAUUAAUCGAAUGGAUUCUUGCAAGAUUAGUCCUACACCCUAAUAUUCAAUCAAAACUUCAUCAAGAAUUAGACAAUGUCGUAGGGAGGACACGUGGCGUUACUGAAUCAGAUCUCCCAUCGCUCGUUUAUUUAACGGCUGUGAUUAAAGAAGUUCUCAGGCUUCACCCUCCGGGCCCACUUCUCUCAUGGUCACGUCUUUCUAUCGAGGAUACCACAAUUGAUGGGUAUCACGUGCCAGCAGGAACAACAGCUAGCGUUAACAUGUGGGCCAUUGCAAGAGACCCAAAUGUAUGGGCUAACCCACUUGAAUUUGAGCCGAAUAGGUUCAUGGGCUCGGAUCCUAAUUGUGAGUUCUCAGUUCUUGGGUCGGAUCUUCGGUUAGCUCCUUUCGGGUCGGGUAGACGGUCUUGCCCGGGUAAGGUAUUGGGCCUGACUACUGUGACAUAUUGGGUUGCAUCAUUGGUCCAUGAGUUUGAAUGGGUUACUUCUUCGGGUUUUAAGGUUGAUUUGUCUGAAGAGCUUAAACUAUCUUGUGAGAUGGCUCAACCUCUUAAGGUAGAAGUAAGGCCUAGAAGGGGAAUUAAUUUAAAUAUAUAGUUUCCUUAAUUAGGUGCAAAUUACAAUAUAGUACUAUAUACUAGUAUUAUUAAAAACAAAAUUAUAAUAAGAACAAGUAAUAUAAUUAGGGUUUUUAUAUGGAAGAAGAAAUAUAUACAAAAAGCAAUAUAAUGUAAUCAUUCUAUGUUUUGUGAUGGUGAAUAGUUCUUACUUAAAUGUAAUGUUCUUUUUUUUAUAGAAUAUAUAAGAUAAUAUUUUAUGGGGA
Amaranthus tricolor (Joseph's coat) is the source of this 1847-nucleotide messenger RNA. RefSeq names its product cytochrome P450 78A6-like. The coding region runs from base 41 to 1621 and encodes 526 amino acids. The record is from RefSeq and is a predicted model, not a curated record. Gene Ontology annotation, molecular function: heme binding; monooxygenase activity; iron ion binding. NCBI's taxonomy places the organism in Eukaryota, Viridiplantae, Streptophyta, Magnoliopsida, Caryophyllales, Amaranthaceae. The transcript has 2 exons.